Molecule: messenger RNA, 1520 nt
Organism: Striga asiatica
Lineage: Eukaryota; Viridiplantae; Streptophyta; Magnoliopsida; Lamiales; Orobanchaceae
Source: the annotation of a GenBank genome assembly
GGGUCAGUGGUGAUCUGCGGCGAGCACGGGUCUCUGAGUUUUAUUUGUCCUUUGAGUCUUUUGCUUCGGCCACCGCCGCUUGCGUUCCAUCCUUAUUCCUCAAUUCGGGUCACUAAUCCGAAGCCCGAACAUUUGAGAGCAGUAGUCAGAAAACCAUUAUCACGUAAAAUCAAAAGGAGAGAACGAAAGAAGAUGAAGAUUGUUAGAAGAGACUUGGUUCCUCGUGGACCGGGAAGUGUGAAGAUGGUGCCUGAAGAAGCAGAUGAUUUAUGGGUUAGUUACAAUUUGAUUGCAGAGGGUGACACUGUUGUUGCCAUCACAGUCAGGAAAGUUCUGAGAGAAGCUGCUUCAGGUGGACGAGAUGCAGAAAGAGUGAAAUUGAAAUUAGAAAUUAAAGUUGAGGCUGUCGAGUAUGAUAAAGAAGGAUCAGCCUUACGCAUACGUGGGAAGAAUGUAUUAGAGAAUGAACACGUCAAGAUAGGGGCAUUUCACACUUUAGAGAUUGAGCUCCACCGGCCUUUUGUAUUAAGAAAGGAGCUCUGGGACUCACUUGCAUUGGAUAUGAUUCGUCAAGUAUCUGAUCCAAAAGCUAGUGCAGACCUGGCCGUUAUUCUGAUGCAAGAAGGUCUGGCACAUAUUCUACUUGUUGGUAAAAGUGUCACAACUACUCGUUCUCGUAUUGAGACUUCAAUACCUCGCAAGCAUGGACCUGCCAUUGCAGGCUACGAUAAGGCGUUGAAUAAAUUUUUCGACAAUGUUUUACAGGCCUUCCUUAAACAUAUUGAUUUCAAUGUUGUUCGCUGUGCGGUGAUUGCAAGUCCAGGAUUUACCAAGGACCAAUUCCAUAAGCACUUAUUGUUGGAGGCUGAAAGGAAGCAGCUGAGGCCUGUCAUUGAGAACAAGUCACGUAUAAUCCUUGUUCAUACCACCUCUGGAUACAAGCAUAGUUUGAAAGAGGUGUUGGAUGAUCCAAGUGUGAUGAAUAUGAUAAAAGAUACAAAAGCUGCACAAGAGGUUCGAGCACUCAAGGAUUUCUUUGCCAUGCUUUCCAAUGAUCCUGAACGUGCGUGCUAUGGGCCAAGGCAUGUUGAGGUUGCGCAUGAGCGAAUGGCGGUUCAGACACUUCUCAUAACUGAUGAGCUUUUCAGGAGCUCUGAUAUACCAACGAGGCAAAAGUAUGUCGAUUUGGUUGAUUCAGUCAAAGCUUCUGGUGGUACUGUUCACAUCUUCUCGUCUAUGCAUGUUUCAGGAGAACAACUUGCACAGUUGACUGGAGUUGCAGCUAUUCUUCGUUUUCCCUUACCAGACCUUGAAGACAUUGAAAUGUGAGAGAUAAAGAACAAAUUGUGAAUUGCCUUAGUUUUGCUUUUGAAUUUAUGUCGCAUAUAAUCUGAUGCAUUCCAUGUAUUGUAUGUUUAUAAUAAGAGACAAAAAAUCUAUGGACACAGACGAAAUCUUGAAAUUCAGAGUAGAUUCUGUUAGAAAUUUUAAAAAAUUAAUAUACUAAAAUUGGAUAUUAU